UGCUUUAUUUCUUUCUUUCUUUGACCGAUUCAAUCAUUUGUAUGGAUCUAGUAGUUCAUAAUUUGUAUCCUCUCAUAUUUAUAACGAUUUCGUUAUAAUAAAACCCAUGUUACUAAAAAUGAUCCGUUAAUCUUUUUUUUGUAAGCAAAUUCUUUUUUUUUUCUCCGUUAAACUUUAACUAGAUCGGCACCCAAAAGUAAAUUAAUACGACCAAUUUUGAGGAAAGAAAAGGUCCAAAUUAACAAAAACAUGGACAUCAUCAACUUCUCAAUGACGACCAGGACCAGAUCAAACUUCACCACAUGUGCUCUACAUGUGUAUGGUUGCAUAAAAUAUAGUCCUCCCUCUAAUAUAACGUGACAGCAUCAAAGUCUUCUUUGGUUUUAAAAGACGUGACACCAGCCUAAUGCCCCCCAACCCGACCUACUUCUUUCUUCUUCCCCUCACCCUCUAAAACCCCCCUAAUACCAUCUCGACUUAGCUGAUUUUCUAGCAGAGAACAUGGCUAAUUCAGCGUCUGGGAUGCAUGUAAAUGAUGAGUGCAAGCUCAAGUUUUUGGAGUUAAAAGCAAAGAGAAAUUAUAGGUUUAUUGUGUUCAAAAUUGAUGAGAAGGCUCAGCAAGUUACGAUAGAUAUGGUUGGGAAUCCAGAAGAAACUUACGACAGUUUCACCAAAUGUAUGCCUGAGAACGAGUGCAGAUAUGCUGUCUAUGACUUCGAUUUCACCACUCCUGAGAACUGCCAGAAGAGCAAGAUAUUUUUCAUCGCAUGGUCACCUGAUACAUCAAGAGUGAGGAGUAAGAUGUUGUACGCAAGCUCAAAGGACAGAUUCAAGAGGGAGCUAGAUGGGAUUCAGGUUGAAUUGCAAGCAACAGACCCUACCGAGAUGAGCCUCGACAUCAUCAAAGGCCGAGUCAAUCUCUAAUGCUACUUACCGCAUCUUACUUAAUUCGUUUCAGUCAAAAUUCGUAUUUUCUGCUUUCGUUUUCCCGUUUUACUUCUUCAUUCUUCUUAUUUUAUGUGAUUCACCACUUUUUUUUUUGGAAUGUAAUAUUCAUGAUAAUAGUUAACUAUUUUUCUUCU
Brassica rapa (field mustard) is the source of this 1082-nucleotide messenger RNA. RefSeq names its product actin-depolymerizing factor 10. NCBI's taxonomy places the organism in Eukaryota, Viridiplantae, Streptophyta, Magnoliopsida, Brassicales, Brassicaceae. Gene Ontology annotation, molecular function: actin binding. Gene Ontology annotation, cellular component: actin cytoskeleton. Gene Ontology annotation, biological process: actin filament depolymerization. The record is from RefSeq and is a predicted model, not a curated record.